Molecule: messenger RNA, 4930 nt
Organism: Daktulosphaira vitifoliae (grape phylloxera)
Lineage: Eukaryota; Metazoa; Arthropoda; Insecta; Hemiptera; Phylloxeridae
Product: homeotic protein proboscipedia-like
Exons: 5
Coding region: 1627-3987 (786 amino acids)
Biological process (GO): regulation of DNA-templated transcription
Molecular function (GO): DNA binding; DNA-binding transcription factor activity, RNA polymerase II-specific
Source: RefSeq, a predicted model, not a curated record
UCUUAAAUAUUUGUUAAGUUGUGGUAUAUCUAAGCGUAUGACAGUAUUUUUUAACUAUUUUACCAUGGCGACUAGUAACUGAAUAUUUAAUUUUUUAGAAUCCUACCAAGGACGAUGUCCAGGAUAUCUUGGCAUACUUAAAAUUUUUCAGAGCCCUAUCCAAAAUUAAACGUUAUGUUGUGUAAGGGGAACAUAUUUAUGAUACUUUGAUAGUAUAUGAUAAAAAUAUAGUUUAUACGAUUUUUUUCAUUUAUAAGUGCAUUUGUAAAAUAAUUACGACAUUUUGGUUAGGGAUUUUUAUUUUUCAGUCCGAAAAUAUUUUUAUUUUAUGCUUAAAACACUGAAAAAGUUUUUUUUUUUUAUUGAGUCAAGACGAAUUAAUUGUUAAGGCAAAACAAACGACGACAUGCACAAGGUGGUUUUUGUGAACUCGCUGCGACCAAAUUUUGCGGGCGGCGGCAUACCCACAGAGCGCAGUCGGUACCGAAACGGACGAAUACUACCCAUGCGAAGGAGUGGUUACAGUCGGACCGUGUGUCGCCCAUUGGUUCGUAGGACUACCACCCCGCCCGUCCCACACGAUCAUAUACAUGUACAACGCACGUCCAUCACCUGUGCGCUCUCCCCGCCACCGUUGUUUUCCCUUACUCCUACAAACGAGUCGAAGAAGAAACAAAAUAAACAACAACCGAUUUGCCUCAUUAUUACAGUUACCGGAUGGUGAGGCGGAGGAAAUUUUUCUCGUGUCUAUACUCCUACCCCGCAUGGUCGACCGAUACCAGUCCUCCUCCUCGAUAUUGCCAUCUGUAUGUACAUGAAUUUUUUUGUUAUUAUUUUUAUUAAUAUUUUUAUUUUUUGUUCGGAAAUAUUUUCUACUGGCAUUACGUUUACGGCAAGUGCAGUUGAUGUUACGGCUGUUGGCGCGAUCACAGAACACGUUCAAAAUAUUUUAAACAUCUGAUUUUUUUUUUAUUCAGUUUCGAUCAUAAAUUAUUGAAGAGCGAUCGUCGGUAGUGCGUUUUGACUGUUCAUUAUUAUAAUUACUUUAAUGAAAACGAGUGUGCGAAUAAGAAAUUUCCGGGAGUGCUUUGUGAAUUGAUACUUCUAAUUCAUAGUAAAAAAAUAUAAAGUCACUUUUCAAUAUAUAUAUAUAUACUACAUUAAUAUUGAAGGUGUGUGCGGUGGAAAAAUUGGGUCCGGCGGCUAAUAAGUGCUGAACAGCAGAAAAGGCGGUACCGGUGACGCACGCGCACCGGUUACGGACGACGCGGGAAAAUCCUUCGCAAAAAGUAGCAGCGACUCACCAUCGUAGUGCCGCCACGGUCAUAGCUGUCAUACGCGCUCGAUGGCCGACAGUCGGCGGACGACGCUCGUCGACGAUGACUGCAACUUACCAGUGAUAGUCACGACUGGCGGCUAUAACCGGAUAACAAUCUAAUUCUACAUUAUUAAUUGAUACUAGUGUAUUACGUGUUAAGUUUAUAUUCGUGUGAAGGACGGCAACGUUGUCCUGUGAAAAAAAAUUUAAAUAACGUAUUUUUGAAACGAUCAUCCGUGGAUGUUGUAAUUGUGCCCGCUGUUGUCGGUACGUUGGUGGCAGAAAAUUUCGCUGAACAAUUUGACAAUAUGAUGUUAAAAAAUACCGAAGCGGACAUGAGACCGGGCAAACAGCAGCAACUCAUGUUGGCCGGUUUCGGUGGACCGCAAAUGUUGGUAGCGGAUGCGCUUCACGUCGGUAACGGCGGCGUUGGAGUGGAUGCGGUCGACGAAGACGACGAUGACGAUUGUGGCGUCGACCGCAAAGACAAUAUGUACAUGAAGGACUCGCCUUCGGCCGGUCUACAAGACGGAAACGGGUUUUGGAUGGCGGCCGUAUCCGCCACGGGACCACAAAUGGACCACCACACUGCCGCUACCGACUACCAACCGGCACCGGUGCCGGAUUACAUGAUGCACCACGUUAUGGGUGUUGGCAACGAGAACGUGUCACCGACCGAUCAACAGCAGCACCAGAUGUACCAGAUGCAAGGAGAUCAACAAACCGGCGGCGGAGGAGGUGGCGGCCAACAGGAAUAUCCUUGGAUGAAGGAGAAAAAAACGACGAGGAAAAACAACCAUCAAGGAGUCCGUAAAAAGAAUUUACUUGAUGAAAUGCAAAACGGUUUGCCCAGAAGACUGCGGACUGCUUAUACCAACACCCAACUGCUGGAACUCGAAAAAGAAUUCCAUUUCAGCAAAUACUUGUGUCGUCCGCGAAGGAUCGAAAUCGCUGCAUCUCUGGACCUCACCGAAAGACAGGUGAAGGUGUGGUUUCAGAACAGGCGAAUGAAACAUAAACGUCAGACGAUCAAUAAGUCUGGAGAUGACGGCGACGACAAGGACUCGCAGAGUUCCGGCACGACGAGCAAACAGGGCAAGUCUGGUGGCGGCGACAAGCAUUGCCAAGACGACAAGAAGAGUUGCCAGAACUGCGACAUGGCGCCGGGUAUUAUGAUGGACCAUCACGUGUCCAGGAACAGUGGCGAAGGCGGCGGCGAGAGUAGCGUUGGUAGUGUCAGUUCGUUCGACACCAAAAUGGAAGACGACUCGCGCAGCAACGAAGACGUCGUCUUGCAAAUGCAACCGAUCAAACGGGAACCGCUGUCUUCGGCGGUAACUAAAACCGAACACAUGCAACAAGUGGUGUCCGGCGGGAAGAAAGGUGCGAAAGACGGUGGCGCGGCCCGUUUGAUGGGUAUGAUAUCGCCGGACUUGGGAAAAACGCUCAAAGCCAGCGGCGGUACGUCUGCGCCGUCGGUAGGCAGCCUAACGCCGUCCACGCCCGAAACGCCGUCCACCGCUUUGUCCAGUCCGCUCGGAGCGGCCGCCAUGUACCAGCAACAGCAACAGCUGGAACACGCAACGUCAACUUCGCCGGCGGCCGGACCUCCCGCCAAAUCUCCUUAUGGACGAAACGAGUACAGACAGCAACAAUACGGAGCUAAACAACAGCACAACAGUUUUGGUAAAGACUGUUAUUUGUCGCAGUAUCCGACUUCUCAAAAUCGGUGGUACAUGUCACCUGAAAAUCCGUCACCUCCGUCUUCGUACAAGACGGCAAAGUUGGCCGGCGCCGGUGUGCAAAGUCCUGUCACUCGGACCCAAACGGCACACUGUCGUCAGCAAUAUCAAAACUAUGCCACUUCGGCGGUCGCUGCUGCAGCGCAAUACUGUAACGGGUACAGCGGUUAUCAACCGUCGGCCGGUGAUGCAUACCAGCAACAGACGGCCAGUUACAAUCACGGCAGGCAAACCGCGUAUCAGCACCAACAGCAACAUCACCAACAUCCUGCUGCGGUCGGUUACGGCGGAACAGAUGAUUAUCACCACGUCAGCUAUGCGGGUAUUUAUCAAGCGAGUAGCCAAGGCUAUGCCAAUGGACACCAUCACCAUGGACAUCACCAUCAAUCGCAACAGCAGCAGCAGCACCACCACCAACAACAACAACAACACGAUACCAACUCCGCACCCUUGUACAACAAUAUGGAUUAUCAUCAUCAACAAGGCGGGCGAUACAAAACUGCCGUCGGAGGACAUCAGUAUUAUGACCCGGCGACGGCCACGGUCCCCGUUGGCGCCGUCCCCGCGGAAAUCGACACGACCAACGCCACUUUCGUCGACCAGUUUCACGCACAUAAUUCGUCCGUCACGAUGACCCCUCCAAACAGUGUGCGCACCGCCGAUUCGUCUGGCGAUCAAUUCAAUAGUUUUCAUCACUUUUACAAUAACAACAACAACAACAACAGUAGCGGCGUUGUUGAACAGCUAUGCCAUCCUCAACAGCAACAGGGCGGCGGAGUGGUUCCUCCGGCUGUCAUGCCCAUCAACCAUCACGGUCCGCCGCACCACGGCGUCCACGGGGCAGACAACAGCAAUAGCUCGUCCGAUUUCAACUUUCUCAGCAAUUUGGCCAACGAGUUCGUUCCUGAAUAUUAUCAGCUCAGCUGAAAUUUACACAAUCACUAAAAUCAAGAGCUGUAAGUGUUCACUGAGAAAAAAAUUAGAAAAACCCAGCGAGAAUACAAAAAUAUAACAGGACGUUGUUGUAUUUGUUUAUUUUAAUCAGAAUUAUAGUAUCGUGAGAGCAAAUGUGUUACGUUGUUUUUCUAGUGUCGUUAACCACAAUAUUAUCUCUUCGCAAUUAAUAUAAUGUUAUUCAGCUCUAAUUAAAUGCUUCUUAUCACUAUCAAACGACUAGAAUGAAAGUUAUGCUGACAACUGUAUUUUAAUGGAUUACACGAUAUAUUUACAGUGCGUACUAAAUGAUGAUACUCGAAAAAAACUAAUAAACCACAAUUUUCAAUUGAAUGUUUUAGUUUUCCUAUGUUGAAUUUGGGUUAGACCGUUUUGUUUUGGAUUCGCUGCAAUUUCAUUUAUUAUUAUUUUUUGUUAUAUAUACAUUUAUUUAUAGUAUCAUUACUUCAGCAAUAAGUUUUAAUAUUCGUUUUAGAAAUUUAUUGUAUAAAGUAUAGACAAUUUUUUUUCAAAUAUCGCUGCACCGCAAAAAGUUAUCUUAAUGAAAAAUACUUGUACAUUUUCUACUGAUAAACUGCUAAUUUGCAGAAUUGAGACGAGUAACUUAUUAAUUUUUUUUCAAUUACAAAUAAUUGGUCACUAUUAUUUAUGUUCAAUGUCUAGACUUGAUUUAGUUGAACGAAAUAAAAAUGUUCAGUUAAUUGAAUCAAGUCUUUGUUGAACGUUUUUUGGCUCAGCUCUGUAGUUCAAUGUAAUUAAUUUUAUGAUAAUUUAUUGUUUAAUAUUAUUUGUAUAAAUCGCGUUAAAUAUAUAUAUAUAUAUAAUUACUAUUAUUUCUUGUACAGAAUAAUUAAUAUUAUAAAUAAAAUUAUUAGAAAUUGUUGUCGUAUAUAUAAUAAAAUAUUAUCGUCGCGUU